AUGCCUCUUUUCAGCAAAAACUCUGGAAGCAUGAAAAAGGGAAGUGGCAGUUCUUCCGACUCACAGUCGAACGGUAGCGAUAAAAAAAAGCACCACAAGUCUCCUCUGCAGUCCCUGAAGGCCGCAGGGGACAAGCUCAGGCCUCACACUGCGGUGACUUCGACCACUGAGCAACCUGGAGCGUCUUCUAAUGACCGUCCAGCUGGGACCUCUGUGCCAAUCGCAUCUCGCGCAAACCCCAAUGCCAGAAAUGCUGGGUUGAAUGAGGCAAAUGACGACAGUGGGCCCGUUGACCCUACUGCGCCUACGUCCGCAGAUGGCGUACCAAGCAAGUCUCAAUCGAAUGUCAGGCCUCUUUCCCAAGAGGACUCCCAGCCUACGCCUCCCGAUAGCCGAGGCAAUUCUGCCCGAGACCACAGUUCGGAGUCAGUUGAUAAGGACCGCGGUCAGGAAGCUGAGCCCACAAUUCAGGAGCGUGCCGAGCAUCAAUCGGGACCCACUCAGAAGGUUAUGCAGAAGGAGGAUCCCAGCGACAAGCACGCGGCUCCUGCAGCAGAUGGCACGACCAAAGGCGAGAACUACGAACCAGAGAGCAUGGCCGAAAAGGCUGCGCAAAACUCGGACGAUAUUCUGGAAGGUGACAACUUAAAGGCUAGCCACGAAACUGAGAGCCCCAAAGAACACCAUGGAUCCAAGCCUGUCAAUAUCGAAAGCACUGCUCAACAGAAAGAGCGUCUCGAACAGGUUCAACAAGAGCUUCAGGAACGAGGUGAUGAGAAUCUUCACCUACAUGCCACUGGCUUGGAUGGUCAUUUAGGAAAACCUGGCGAGACAGCCCGUGAGCAUGUACAAAAGGAUAUGGCCAAAGCUGCAAAGGAUGUGCCCGGAAUGCACGUCGGCACUGAUGACCCUGGCUUGCCAGGCCAUGAUAUGGGACCCUCGGAAAUCACCAAGAACGUCAUAAAUGAAGAUAAGGAAGCUUCCAGAGCCUCCGAAACACCUUCCUCUGCGUUGGAUAAAAAAUCUGAAGGUCAAGCUGAUGCGGUAUCCGAAAACGUUGACAAGGAGAAGGUGUUGAAGAAGUUUGGAACAACUCAAGAUGAGCUUGCCGACCGUAGGGCGCGUCAAAGUGACUACACGGGAUGGCGGCAAGUCGCUGGAUGGGACAAACGGACCGUAAUCAGUGAUGGAGAGGCGCAAGAAAUGCUUCAGCGUUCUACUCUUCUCGAGGAAUAUAUCAAGGACAAAUACUUCGGUGACUGGUACCAGAAUACUUGUAUUAUUCUUGGAACAGCAGUUCUCUCUUUUCUGUUGGGUCAUUACCGUUUCUCCUUCCCUUGGCUAACAUUAGUCCUUUUGACUGCCGGAUCAGUUUAUCGUACAAGUAUCCGUCGUCUUCGUCGCAACUAUCGAGACGACGUCGUUCGCCAAGUUAACUUGGAGAAGAUUGACGAUGCCAAAGAGAGUAUGGAGUGGCUCAAUGCUUUCUUGGUCAAAUUCUGGCUUAUUUACGAGCCCUCUCUUUCGCUCAUGAUCACCCAGAUCGCCAAUGAGAUCCUUAAAGAGCAAACACCUGGUUUUAUCGAUAGCCUCUCAUUGAAAAAGUUCACUCUGGGCACUAAAGCUCCCCGUAUUGAGUUUGUACGUUCCUUUCCUAAAACCGAUCCUGAUGUGGCGGUUAUGGAUUGGUCUGCGUCCUUCACCCCCAACGAUGUUUUGGACUUGACAGCUCGCCAGCUCAAGAACAAAGUCAAUCCAAAAAUUCAGCUUAAUGUCCGCGUUGGCAAAGGGUUUGUUGGUCAGUCUUUCCCCAUUCUCGUCGAGGAUAUGUCCUUCCGCGGUACCGCUCGGCUGCGCAUGAAAAUGAUGCCAAAGUUUCCUCAUAUCCAGACGGUGGAUGUUUCCCUGCUCGAGCCUCCUGAGUUCGACUUCUCAUUGAAACCCAUUGGCGGUGAUAAGUUCGGUUUCGAUAUCGUAAAAACUGUUCCUGGACUUUCCAAGUUCAUCAAAGAGAUGGUUCACGCUAACCUUGGCCCCAUGCUGUAUGCUCCGAAUGCUUUCCAAGUUAACUUGGAGCAAUUGAUGGCUGGUGUAGGUGUCAUGAGUGGUGUUGGUAUUUUGUCAGUCAACAUUCGCAGCGCAAAGAAUCUCAAGAAGGAUGCACGUGAUGGAACGGUUGAUCCUUACGUCCGUCUUAUGGAUAGCCAGAAGAAGGAACAGGCACACACCAAGAUUAAAGCUAACACUGCAGAACCUGUCUUCAAUGAAGUAUUGCGUAUGAUCAUCACCAACACUACCGAGACCCAAUUGCUGGAGAUCCUCGAUUUCAAUGAGCAACACAACGAUCGUGUUAUUGGUACGUUCAGUCUGCCGGUGGCUAAAAUCGCAGAUGGUUUGCUGGAAGAUAUCAGAACCGAGUGCAUUAUCUCUGGUGGCCACAAGUCUGGUGAAAUUACUUUUUCAGCCUAUUAUGCGCCAGUUCAAAUGGCCACUGCUGACGAGAAUGGAGAUAUUGAGGAACCUAGAGAUACAAAAGCUGGUAUUCUUAACUUCACGGUUGUGGGUGCUCGUAAUCUUGAUGCAAAGUUCUCCAAGGUCGGUCAGCUAUCUACGUACUGCGAGAUAGAGUUCGAUGGUAAGCUCUUCGACACAUCUCGCGUUGCCAAAAGCACCAACUCACCUGAUUACAGCUACAAUAAAGAGACCAUCAUUAUAAACAAGGCUAUGACGCAGGCUGUUUUCCGUAUUCGUCAGAGUCAAGGAAAGCAGGGUCCUCAAGUUGGCACCUUCCGUGUUGGCUUGCAACAGCUUUUGCUGGAAAACCAGAAAGAGCACGUUUGGUUCCCCCUCGAGCCUCCUGGGUCUGGUGAAAUUCAGAUCCAGACUCAGUGGAAGCCGGUUGUUUUGGCUGAUGGCUCGGGCGGCGACUAUAUUGAGCCUGUUGGUGUCGCACGUCUCACUAUCAAGCAUGCUGACGAUUUGCGUAAUCUCGAGCAUAUUGGGAAGAUUGAUCCAUACGUGCGCUUCCUGGUUAACAAGAGUGUUGUGGGCCGUACAAGUGGCUUCUCCAAUAAUCUCAACCCGGUUUGGAACGAAGUGCAUUAUGUACCUAUUCAGAACGAGCUUCAGACGUUGACCUUAGAAGUAAUGGAUUCUGAAAAGCGGGCCAGUGAUCGCUCUUUGGGUUCGUUCUCGAUCGAUCUUAGCAAAAUCAUGACCAAGGAUGCGGAGACUAACAAAUACAAAACCUACAUUUCCGACAAAGAAGUUACCAAUCGUCUCGUUAUGCCCAACCGUGGACCUAAAGGUACCUUGACAUACGCAAUCGAGUUCUUCCCUGCUAUUCCGAUUGUUGCACCUUCUGCAAGGGCUCACAUUCUUAAAGAGAAGAAACUUGUUGCUGAGCUCGAACAGAAGAAAAAACUUACGGAUGAAGAAAAGGCUGAUCUUGAAACUCGUCGCGAGCGCCUCCAAGUGGUUGGUGUGGAUAUGCCAAUAGAAGAACAGCUGGAAUACAAGGCCGGUGUGUUUGCUUUCUCUGUUGAUACUGUCACUGGAGUAGAGCCUGGGCAGCGGUUACGUGUUACUGCGGAUAACAAACCAUUUACCAUUAUGCUUUCUCGCAAGGCUCGUGGUAAACGCCUUAUUGUUAACCAAUCUGGUGACACAGUAACUGGCCAGUUCCCAUUAUCUUCGCUCCGCUUCCAAAUGGUUAAUGCCAAAAACGAGAAUGAUCCCAGCGCAGUUGACAGGGAGAUUGUAUUGGGUAUGCAAUCUCUUCUCAGAGAAGCGUACGGCAGUCCUAAGGCUUUUAAGUUUGGGGAUGGUGAAAUCACCCUCAGUGCUCGCUUCUUCCCCCUGCCUGAGCUGGUCAUUGGGCCCGAAGAGGACAUUUCAGACAGUGGCUGCGUUGAAGUGAUGCUCUACUCAGCAUCUGGCGUUCGCGCUGCUGAUUCUAGCGGCACAUCAGAUCCUUACACCUCAUUCCACGUGGACCUCAACAAAGAGCGUAUCUACAAAUCAACUAUUGUCAAAAAGACGCUGGAUCCAGUUUGGAAUGAGCGCUUCCGUUUCGAUGUUGAUAAGGUCCAUGGCUCCGAACUGCGCGCAAUCGUUUGGGAUUGGGAUAUGGGAAAUAAAGAUGACUUCUUGGGCGGUGUCGCAAUCUCGUUUGAUGAAUUAGAACCCUUGGUCUGGAAAGAUUUCGAGCUCGAACUUGGCAAUGUCAGGAAGGGCAAAGAAACGGGAGGCUGGCACAGUAGUAAACAUAUUACUGGCACUAUCAAGCUUGCCCUUCGGUUUGAUCCAGGCGUGGUACAUAUUCAUGAAGAAGAGAGCGAGGUGGGCAAGGAGACUGUCACUAAAGUCGGUCAAGCCGGUCAUGCCAGCGUAAGUGCAGCGGUUGAAACAAUCAGCCAUGGCCCCUCCAAGGUUCUAGGCGGUAUUCUGGGCCGUAAGAGUAUCGACUCGAGUCGGUCCGAUUACGAGGUUGAUUCAGAUACGUUCUCUGUCAGUAUUGAGAUGGUAAAGGGCGUCACUGACGUCAAAGAGGUACAACUGAGAGCCUUCCUAGUUGGAGGUAAGGAGCGCGAACUAUUCAAAUCGCGGAAUGUCAAGGUCCAGGAUGGAGACGCCGAGUAUGGUGAGGACGUGUUUGAGGUGAGUGCCCCUCCUGGUGAACAGAUCGGCUUCAAGUUACGCUCAGUCAAAGGACUGGGCCGACACUCUGAAAUUGGUCAGGGCACGGCCCCUCUCACGACCGGUCGCCACGAAAUCGACUUCGGCGCAGGUGAAAGACUCAUUAUCAGUAUCCACAAAUAG
Wickerhamiella sorbophila is the source of this 4821-nucleotide messenger RNA. RefSeq names its product Tricalbin-1. Gene Ontology annotation, molecular function: lipid binding. The transcript has a single exon. The record is from RefSeq and is a predicted model, not a curated record. NCBI's taxonomy places the organism in Eukaryota, Fungi, Ascomycota, Dipodascomycetes, Dipodascales, Trichomonascaceae. Bases 1 to 4821 code for a protein of 1606 amino acids.